UUGCUGUACGAGAAUGACGAUCAAAUCGAAGUAUAAAACAUUGAAUGAGUAAAAUCCUCUUUCUAUUUCCUUUUCGUGUGCAAAAACAAUGUUGCACACAUUUCCAUUUCCUUGUUCCAUCCAUGCUUCCAUGGCGGCGUUGUCUUCCCAAUUGUUCCACAAUACCACGUCGCUUCAUCUCACUCGCCCAUCUCCCCCUUUCCCGUUUCCCCGCCGGCCGUUCAAUCCGCCGCUGCUCCGAUCAAUUCUCCCCGUGAACGCCGGCAACUCUCUUCCGCUCUUCGAUUUCAGCGGGGGCAAAGGAAUGAGUGGGUUCCUUGAUGUCGAACUAAAAGUCCGCGAUUACGAGUUGGAUCAUUUUGGUGUGGUCAACAAUGCAGUUUAUGCAAGUUAUUGUCAGCAUGGUCGUCAUGAACUCUUGGAAGGAAUUGGUAUUAAUUGCGAUGCUGUGGCUCGUAGUGGUAAUGCAUUAGCACUGACAGAAUUAUCACUCAAAUUUCUUUCACCUCUAAGAAGUGGAGACAAAUUUGUUGUAAAGGUUAGGAUAUCUGGCUCUUCUGCUGCUCGAUUAUACUUUGAUCACUUCAUCUAUAAACUGCACAACCAAGAGCCUGUUUUGGAAGCCAAGGCCACAGCAGUGUGGCUUGACAAAAACUAUCGCCCUAUUCGCAUUCCAGCAGAUAUGAAGAGUAAAAUUGUAAAAUUUAUUCGAAAUGAAGACUCUUGAUUCAGUGUCCCAAUCUAGAAGCUUCACUUACUAAGUCCGACACAUCCACAACAGGAGCAGUUACUAGAACGUGGGGGCAGGAAGAUCAAGCUAAGGCGGGAACUGCAGUUUGAAGCAUGAGUUCGAGGAAAGUUAAGAUGUGUCGCGGGAACGACUAGGAUUAGGUAGUUUCUUUCAAUUUUAGUACUGUCAGCAGUAUUAUUUAGUUUGUUUAAAUUCUAGUACUACAAAUAGACCAAUGUAAUUCAGAAAAGGGGUUGGAUACUUGAUACUCACACUCUACAAUGCCUACACGUCGACCACACAGAAACAACUAUAAAAAAUAGGAGCUUCAUCCAGUCUUUUCCUUUUCUUUAAGUUAUUUAAUCAAGUUUUUUCCUUCCAUUUA
This is a messenger RNA of Lotus japonicus, 1115 nucleotides long. RefSeq names its product acyl-acyl carrier protein thioesterase ATL3, chloroplastic-like. The transcript has 5 exons. Bases 89 to 727 code for a protein of 212 amino acids. The record is from RefSeq and is a predicted model, not a curated record. Gene Ontology annotation, cellular component: chloroplast. Gene Ontology annotation, molecular function: fatty acyl-[ACP] hydrolase activity. Lineage: Eukaryota; Viridiplantae; Streptophyta; Magnoliopsida; Fabales; Fabaceae.